This is a messenger RNA of Solea senegalensis (Senegalese sole), 4725 nucleotides long. RefSeq names its product integrin alpha-D. The record is from RefSeq and is a predicted model, not a curated record. NCBI's taxonomy places the organism in Eukaryota, Metazoa, Chordata, Actinopteri, Pleuronectiformes, Soleidae. The transcript is spliced from 31 exons. Gene Ontology annotation, cellular component: external side of plasma membrane; integrin complex. Gene Ontology annotation, molecular function: integrin binding. Gene Ontology annotation, biological process: cell-matrix adhesion; cell-cell adhesion; integrin-mediated signaling pathway. Bases 72 to 3686 code for a protein of 1204 amino acids.
UGCAUUUGAGCCAAAAGAGCAGCAGCAGCAGCAGCAGCAGCAGCAGCAGCAGCAGCAGCAGCGUGUGAAACAUGCAAGAGAAGUGUCGCCUUUUCCUGUUCACCAGCCUCUUGGCUCUGGCUAUGCCUCUUUCUUUGGCGUUCAACAUUGACAUGACAAAACCCGACGUCUACACUGGUGAACAAAAGGAUUUCUUUGGAUACAAAGUGCUUCAGUUCAUUUCCGACACGGACAAAGGGAUCAUCGUCACUGCACCUCUGCAGCUCAACGGAUCCGGAGGAGUCUGCAAAGUGGACAGAAACCAAAGCACCUUCUGCUUCAAUUCUGAAGACAAAACAAAUCCAGUGAAGCACCUUGGUUUGUCGAUUGCCGCUGACUCUGCAAACUCUCAGUUCACUGUUUGCAGUCCGAAUGUGGCCCAUGAAUGUAAUGAAAACUCCUACCUGAGCGGUGUGUGUUACAAGAUAACUGAUCAACUUAAGCAAAUCUCCAACUUCACACCUGCGUUCCAAGAAUGUACAAAAAAGACAGUGGACCUUGUUUUUCUGUUUGAUGGAUCAAACAGUAUGACAACGGAUGAGUUCAACAACAACAAAGUUUUCAUUAAGGAUAUAAUGAAGAGUCUGAGGAACACAUCAAUCAAGUUUGCAGCAGUUCAGUUCUCCUCAGAUCCCAGGACCGUUUUUGACUUCAAUGACGAUCAAGCUGGCAGAGCUGUUGGUAAACUUGAAAAAGAGCCGCACAUGAAGAUGCUCACCUGCACAUACAAAGCCCUCAAAUUUGUGCUGGAAACUAUCUUUGAAAACCCAGCAGUCGGUGCCUCUCCAGAUGCAACUAAAGUUCUUGUUAUGAUAACAGAUGGAGAUCCCAGUGACUCAAACAGUACAAUGGACAUUCAAAGAUAUGUUGAGAAACACAUCAUUCGCUUUGUCAUUGCGGUCAAAGAUGCCAAACUGGACAAAUUUACCGACAUUGCUUCAAAACCAACAGACAAAUAUGCCUUCAAAAUUGAGAACUAUAAAGGACUGACUGGAAUACUGGAGACUUUUCAAAAAAAGAUCUUUAUAAUGGAAGGCUCCAGCGUGGCUCGAGGAGGACACAUGGAAAAUGAAAUGUCUCAAAGUGGAUCCAGUGCUGCCUUUCAUAAUGAUACGUUGAUCCUGGGUUCAGUGGGAUCAAAGACUUGGAGAGGCUCUCUGCAAGAGCUCCAAGAACAAAAAGAAAGACAAAUUGAAGAUCCACGCAUGCAGAAUGACUCGUACCUUGGAUACUCAAUAUCUGUUGGACAGAUGGCGAACACGCCUCUGUACUUCACGGGGGCACCAAGAUUCAGACACACAGGGCAGGUGGUACUCUUCAAACGUGAUGGCACGGAGUGGACUGUAGCCCAAAGACUCGAUGGGGACCAGAUUGGUUCAUACUUCGGCGCAGAGCUGUGCUCAGUAGACAUCGACUCGGACGGUACCACUGACUUCCUGUUGGUGGGAGCGCCCAUGUUUUACCAGCCUCAGGACAAGAGAGAAGGCCAGGUCUACGUCUACACUGUGACUGAUGAGAUACAACUGAACAUUGAGCUGAAAAUAGCGGUGCCGUCUGUGGGCAGAUUUGGCACCACCAUAUCCAGCCUUGCAGAUCUGAAUGGUGACAGACUCCGCGACGUUGCUGUUGGAGCUCCUCUGGAGGAUGAGAACAGGGGGGCUGUGUACAUUUACCUGGGUGACAAAUGCAAAGGAAUACGCAGCACGUUCAGUCAGAGAAUCAGCGCUCAGGAAAUUAAUCCUCGACUGAGACUGUUUGGACAAGCCAUCGAUGGAGGCAUCGACCUGGGAGAGGACGGACUCCCAGAUGUUGUGAUUGGAUCACAGGGCACGGCUGUUUGCUUGAGGUCCAGGCCUGUCGUCAACGUCACAACUCAUGUCUCUUUCCAACCUAAGGUGAUAAGCACUGAGAGAUUUGACUGUGUGGCCAAAACAGAUGAAAUGUUGCCAAUGGGAAACUUAACAGCCUGCUUCAAAAUGGUGGAAACUACAAAAAGCAAAGCAGGGGUGAUGAGUUUGGGGAUGAACAUCUCAUACAUGCUCAACGUGGAUCCGAUGAGACAAAUGUAUCGAGGUUUCUUUGGAGGUGACAAUAAAGCCAGGAAUCUUACAUCUACCUUCAAUCUGAAGGAUGUUCAAGUUUGCUUCAGCUACAACAUCUCCAUGCCAAAAUGUGUGAAAGACACUUUAAUGCCCAUCAGCAUUAAAUUAAACUUCUCUCAAGUGGACAGUGAGAGAACGAGAGCCGUGCUGAACGUGGACAGUCGAAGCCAGGAUGUGAUUGAGGUUCCCUUUGAAAAGCAGUGUGCAAAAGACGACACCUGUAUCGCCGAGCUCGAGGUGGAUUUCAACUUCACGACACCGACUUUAUUGGUAGCAGAAGAAAACUACCUCAAUGUGAUGGUGAAACUGUCCAAUCAUGGUGACGACUCCUACAACACCAGCCUUACCAUGUACUAUCCUCCAGGCCUGUCCUUCUCCAUGAUGACUCUGACAGAGGCGACGAAGCAGACGCUACACAGCUGCAGCGACCUCGAAGCGCUCGAUAAAACCAUAUGUGGCAUCAGUCUUCCUGUUUAUCGCAGCAGAUCUGCUGCAACAUUCCAUUCUUCUUUCUACAUCAUUUCCGGCUACGAGUGGAAUGACACCCUGUCAAUGACCAUCACUGGAAGAAGUGACAACACAAACAUCACCACGAACAGUUCCCUCACCAGAGUCAUUCCGGUACAAUUUGAAAUCAGAAUGGUGGUGACAGUGAAAGAAGAAACCACCACGUAUCUGAACUUCACUUCAGAUGAUGAUGCACCUAAAAAAGUGCAGGUUAUAUAUAAGAUUUCUAAUCAGGGUUGGAAGUCUUUCCCCGUCAACGUGUCCCUGUUCUUCCCGACAAAACUGGAACAUAACUUUGAAAUGACGGACUAUCAAGUUUCCGUCCAGCAGAACAAAUCUCAGUGCAGUGUCAGCGACGUUGACUCUGAAAACUGCUCGCCAGAUAAAAACUGCAAAGCCGUCGCGUGUGACACGUUCACUCUGGAAAAAGAAUCCGACACCGAAGUUCUAUUGUCAGGAAACGUACAAUUCAAGGAUCUGAAGAAGCACGCAGAGAAUAUUGCAUUUCUGAAGCGAUACACUGGAGACAGUGCGGAGGUUCAAUUCAAAAGCUUUAUCCACGUCACAUGCGACAGGAAACGAUAUGUGCUGGAUUCUCGUCAGCGAAAGAGCCAUGAUGGAUUCACGCGGACGUCGUCUCCUGAAAGUAGCUCAUGGAAAGACAACGAUCCAACAAGGAAAAGGAGUGAAGUUCGUGUCGAGUUCAUCAUUCCCCCGAAUCAACAGCUGAUCAUUGUGACUGGAGUUGUACUGGGAGUGUUUCUUCUCAUCAUCAUCACAAUCAUCAUGUUCAAGCUGGGUUGUUUCAAGAGGAAGAAGUAUUAUGACGAUCAGGAGGAAGCUGCUGCUCUCCAGGGCGACGCCCUCAUGCAACCCGCCAGCCCCGCCCCCACAAUCGAGACUGAGGACAAACCCGAGCCACCUUCAGAGGACAAAGUGCUGCUUGAUGACGUCGAAGCAAACGGCAUCAGUUCCACAUUUGACACACAGGAGGCGCUAGAGGAAACAACAGAGAUGAAGAAAAUCAAUGGAGAAUAAAGUAUGAAACAAUAUUAACUAGUGACUUAUCAUUAGUUAAUCAUUGACCGAACAUUGACUAGUUAAUGAUUACGUAUUUAUUAACUUAUGAGUGAACAAUUAGUUUAUCUAAUUAGAUUAACUAGAAUGAAUUUAUCAUUAGUUAAUUGUUGACUAAUAAUUAAGUGAUCAUUACUUCAUUUUUGGAACACAGUAAACAAAAGUCAUUAGGAGGUAACCAUGAGUCAAUGAUUAGUUAAUGAUUAACCUAUGGAUUAUCUAAUUACUAGUUAAUAUUUAGUACACCGUAAACAAAAGUCAUUCGGAGGUAACCAUGAGUCAAUGAUUAGUUAAUGAUUAACCUAUGGAUUAUCUAAUUACUAGUUAAUAUUUAGUACACCGUAAACAAAAGUCAUUAGGAGGUAACCAUGAGGCAAUGAUUAGUUAAUGAUUAACCUAUGGAUUAUCUAAUUACUAGUUAAUAUUUAGUACACCGUAAACAAAAGUCAUUCGGAGGUAACCAUGAGUCAAUGAUUAGUUAAGAGUUAAUUAGUACAUUUGUGGUACACACAGCAAACAUGGAUUAAUUAAUCAUUAGUUGUUUAUUAACUGAUUAACUGAUGUACACAGUAACCAAAUGCCAUGAAAACGUAAUUAUGAGCAAAGCGUUACUUAAUAUCUCUUAAUCUAUUGAUCCAUUAAUUAAUAGUUAAUGAAUAACUAAUAAUUAAGGGUACUCAUUAAAGAAGGUUUUCAUGAGAGAAUGAUGACAAAAUGGUUACCUAUCAAAUAUUAAACUAUUAGUCAAUGAGUAAUCAUUAGUUAAUGAUUAGUUAACCUACUUCAUUAGGUUCAGGCAACCACAUCUGAGCAGAGAAGAUUCCGUCGAUGACGCCGCUUUCACCUUCGUCCAGGUUUGGUGUCCAGCGUCUGAUCGUGUGAUAAACGCUGACGCUGGUUCGCUGAUGUCGUGUAUUUUUAAGAUGUGUAUAAAUAUUGUUAAAUAAGCGACCGUGUGAGUCUGAAAGCUGCUUACAAAUAAAAUGUACUAUUAUUAUUA